UGGACGCACUUGCAUCUUCCAUAAGCACCAUGACUGGACUCACUGCCUGCCUCCUUCUGGCUUUGGCCAGCAGUGCCUUCGCUGGCAACCUCCAAGGAGGCCUUGGCUUCGGAGGCCUAGCGUACGGAGGCCUUGGCUAUGGCGGCCUCGGUUACUCCGGCCUCGGCUAUGGGUACGGCCUUGGCUCCGGCUACGGUCUUGGCUACGGCUACGGCCUUGGUUACGGUAGCGGCCUCGGCUAUGGUCAUGGUCUCGGUAUUAGCGGUUAUGCCGUCGCUGCCCCAGCUGUCACCAGGGUCUCUACUGUGCAGCAUGCCCCAGCUGUUGCCUCUUACGCCGUUGCCCCAGUUGCCACCUACGCUGCUGCUCCAGCUGUUACCAGGGUGUCCACCGUUCAGCAUGCUCCAGCUGUUGCCUCUUAUGCCGUUGCCCCAGUCGCCACCUACGCUGCUGCUCCAGCUGUUACCAGGGUGUCCACCGUUCAGCAUGCCCCAGCUGUUGCCUCCUACGCCGUCGCUCCAGUCGCCUCCUACGCGGUUGCCCCAGCGGUGACCCGGGUGUCUACUGUCCAUCAUGCCCCAGCUGUUGCCUCCUACGCCGUUGCCCCAGUCGCCUCCUACGCUGUUGCCCCAGCUGUCACCAAGGUUGCCACCGCCUACCACGCUGCUCCAGCCAUCACCACCGUGGCUCACGCUCCAUCCUUCGGCUACGGCUACGGCGUUGGACACCUCGGAUACGGUCUCGGACACUUCGGCUACGGACAUGGUCUCUCCAGCUACGGCCUGAACUACGGUUAUGGUCUUGGCUCUUACGGAGACUACGCCACCCUCCUCCGCAAGAAGAAGUAAAUAGGAAGCUAUAUCCUGGGAUCCUCGAACGUCGAAGAAGAGAAACACUCCAGAAUACAAACUUGGUUUGUGUUCCCAUUUCUUGUAUAGAGUGGGAACUCCAAAUAAAUUAUAUUGCCUGCGAUA
Molecule: messenger RNA, 974 nt
Organism: Ixodes scapularis (black-legged tick)
Lineage: Eukaryota; Metazoa; Arthropoda; Arachnida; Ixodida; Ixodidae
Product: cuticle protein 16.5-like
Exons: 3
Coding region: 30-848 (272 amino acids)
Source: RefSeq, a predicted model, not a curated record